CCCACCCCAGAUGCUUCGCCAGCACCGCCGAGCAUCGCUCGAAACCGGCCAACCCCACACCACCCAAACCCAGCCAUUGGAAUUGGCACCCGGAUUUUACUGUCGGAUCCUUCCCUUCGCCGUCGGUUGAGUUACCUGGCAAUCGCCCGCCUGCCGGAAUCUUGAAUCGUCCGCCGCCGCCGUCCGACGACGACGACGACGGUCUGUGCCGGCUGCUUGCCGCCUGAGGAGGUUGGGUUCUUGACUGGUUUUGUGGGGGUGGGCGGUGGAAAGAUCCGAUAUUCUGGCGGGGGCGUGGGGGAUGGAUCGGGACGAGCGCCUCCGCCGCGCGCUGGCGGCGUUCGGGGGCGGCGGCGUGUGGGAGCUGGUGGACGCGGCGCUGGGCUGCGCCUCGCGCGACCGCCCCGACGAGCUGCGGGCGCGCCGCGACGGCAUCGUGGAGCGGCUCUACUCCGCCGCCGCCGGCUGCAGCAACUGCGGCGGCGGCGGCGCGACGGCGUCGCCUUCGCCGCGUGGGGCGGAGGAGGAGGAGGACGAGGAGGAGGCGGGGGUUGGCGCCGGCGACGAGGAGGACGGACUCGAGAUCAAGAUCCUGGCCAUCAAGGACUUCUUGGAGGACCAAGACCAGUCGGAGGACGAGCUGCUGAGCUUGCUGCAGACCCUGGCAGACAUGGACAUCACGUACAAGGCGCUCCAGGAGACAGACAUCGGCCGCCAUGUGAAUGGCCUGCGUAAGCACCCCUCCGGUGAAGUCCGGCUACUAGUCAAGCAGCUCAUCAGGAAGUGGAAGGAGAUAGUGGACGAUUGGGUGCGCCUGCACAACAAUUCCAGCGGUGACGGCGGCAACUCGAUCAUCACUGAUGGUGACUCCCCGGAGAAAAUCCAAGGCAAGUGCCAGCAAAGCUCUCAGGUUUCAGAGUUCAAGUAUUCCCCCAGCCCAAAUAGGCAUUAUAAUUCAAGCUCAGAGAGGGUUACCAAUGGGAUUGCGUCGAUAGCAGCAGUAAAACAUAGACCAAGCCCUGUGCCAGUGCAUCAUAAUGCCAGGCAGAUCAGCAACACCCACCAUUCUACCACUACAUCUUCUGCUCCAGCUAGGAUGGUGAAGGAACAGAAGGACAGUCCUCUUGACCUUGAAAGGUUGGAUUCCGCAAGGAAGAGGCUCCAGGAAAAUUACCAGGAAGCACAAAAUGCGAAAAAACAGAGGACGAUACAGGUGAUGGACAUCAAUGAAAUACCGAAGCCGAAGAAUAGAAAUGCUUUCAUCCGCAAGAGCAAUGGGAGUAGUGGGUUCCCAGCAAGGCACCGGUGACAUUGCAUUAUGCGGAAACCCAGAUUUCAAAUUUGUUUCUUACAAAGUGCACUGGAGAAACGAAAAAAAGUGGGAAAAACCAGUCUCUUUUCUUCAUGUGUUAUGUAUUGGCUAGCUUCAACUUCAAUGUGAUAUUUGUCAUGUACAUGAGAGGGAUGGGAUGGUUAAUUGGUUAUGGUUUUUGCUGGAGAAAUAGAAAUUAAAAUGUUGCCAAUGCUUGCACUGCUUGUUUAAUCACCUUUAGCUUUGGUUCUUCUGUUACUAGUAUUUUUCCUUUUUUUUCUGCUUUGUCCCCAAUUUAUACUCCUUUAAAUGAAAAUAGUGGCACUGGAAAU
This is a messenger RNA of Oryza brachyantha (malo sina), 1644 nucleotides long. Its product is annotated as probable mediator of RNA polymerase II transcription subunit 26c. NCBI's taxonomy places the organism in Eukaryota, Viridiplantae, Streptophyta, Magnoliopsida, Poales, Poaceae. The coding region runs from base 302 to 1309 and encodes 335 amino acids. Gene Ontology annotation, cellular component: nucleus. The transcript is spliced from 9 exons. The record is from RefSeq and is a predicted model, not a curated record.